UUUAUUUGUUCCUCCACUUUGCGAUAUUCGCAGUUUUCUUCAGCGCACGGCACAAUUCUAAUGCAAAAUUUUCAACAUUUGUUUACCUUUGAGUCAGGGUUUUUCUGUUCUUCUCACUGCUAAGGCUUCCUUCCGCAAAUAAACGGCCAACAAGGCGUUAUUUUUGGUGCUCGAAAACUGUGCGAGGCACCUCCUCUGCUGCAGCUGGCGUCACGUACAUCAGUCGCAAUUUCUGGAACGCAUUUGAACGGAUGAAAAUGGGAACCAAAUAAGGUCUUCCAAUGAGCUGGAUGUAUGACGCGGAGGAAGUUAACCACUUCAGAAAAAUUGCUACCUCGCAGAGAAAAAUCCCAAUGAUAAUGGCGCUCAACGGCUUCCUCGAGUUCUUCCAGCGGGAAAAGACCUUCCGGCCGCGGAAAAAGUUCGCCCAAGGAACAAUCCGCUACUCGCUGCACAAGCAAGCCCACGCAAGUCUGCAGUCGGGAAUAAACCUACGGGACGUGGUCAGGCUGCCGCCCGGGGAAAACAUGAACGAUUGGCUGGCGGUUCACGUAGUGGACUUUUUCAACCGGAUCAAUCUGAUCUACGGAACCGUAUCGGAGUACUGCAACGAAACGACGUGUCCCACCAUGAGCGGAGGUUCCAAGUACGAGUACCUCUGGGCCGAUGGAGAUGUCUUCAAGAAGCCAACCCAACUACCUGCCCCGCGCUACGUCGCACUGCUCAUGGACUGGGUGGAGAACCAGAUCAACACCGAGACGCUCUUCCCAGUGUCGACCGAUGUGCCAUUCCCGAAGUCUUUCCCAAGCCUGUGCAAGAAGAUUUUGGCCCGACUGUUUCGAGUAUUUGUGCAUGUGUACAUCCAUCACUUUGAUCGAAUCGUCAGUAUUGGAGCGGAAGCUCACGUCAACACGUGUUACAAGCAUUUUUACUACUUUAUCCAAGAAUUCGAUCUGAUGUCCGGCAAGGAGCUCGAACCGCUGGCCGUGAUGACCGCGCAGAUGUGCAAAGAUUAGGGUUGUUUUCUUUUAGACUAACGCUUGAAUUUAUGUACUGAAUUUUAGGAUUGUGACUAUGAACCCAUAUGAAUUUGAUGACUAAAUUUCUUAUCUAGGUCGUUCCUUGCCUUGGAUGCAUAAUAAACAAAAGUAGCGGUUUUGGAAGCAUACAA
Culex pipiens pallens (northern house mosquito) is the source of this 1171-nucleotide messenger RNA. RefSeq names its product MOB kinase activator-like 3 (gene Mob3). NCBI's taxonomy places the organism in Eukaryota, Metazoa, Arthropoda, Insecta, Diptera, Culicidae. Gene Ontology annotation, cellular component: nucleus; cytoplasm. The transcript is spliced from 4 exons. Gene Ontology annotation, molecular function: protein kinase activator activity. Gene Ontology annotation, biological process: positive regulation of protein phosphorylation; signal transduction. Bases 282 to 1016 code for a protein of 244 amino acids. The record is from RefSeq and is a predicted model, not a curated record.